Messenger RNA from Acaulospora morrowiae, 645 nucleotides. Lineage: Eukaryota; Fungi; Glomeromycota; Glomeromycetes; Diversisporales; Acaulosporaceae. The record is from the annotation of a GenBank genome assembly.
AAUAUGAAUGAUUGGAUGCGUGUUAUUGAUGAGGUGGCCAAAGAAAGUGCGGUGAAAAGAAUGACAAUAUUUAAUACAGAAUUAGAUAUUAAUCUUAAGGAAGAGGAAGUCCCGGAAAUGACUGAAACUCGUAGUUCUGUAUAUGGAAAAGAUCUCUCGAUAUUGAUGGCGGACGGUAAAAUUCCAAUAUUAGUUGAAAAAUGUAUAGCAGAGAUUGAAAAGAGAGGUAUAGAAGAAGUUGGAAUAUACAGAAUCCCAGGUUCCGCAGUCGCAGUAAAUAAGCUUAGAGCGGCAUUUAAUAAGAAUGCUGAUGCUGUCGAUUUAAGUGGUGAUGAAUAUAGGGAUAUCAACAUUGUGUCUGGUGCUUUCAAGCUCUUUUUCCGCUCCCUUCCGGAGCCUGUAACUACAUUUGCAUUGUACGAUGAGUUUAUUAAUGCUGCACGUAUAGAAGAUAAAGAUGAGCGAGUUCUCGCUAUUAAAGAGGUUAUAUCCAAAUUGCCUAAACGAAAUUACGAUUUGCUGAAAAGAUUAAUUGAACAUUUGGAGAGAGUUACUGAUUAUGAGGAAUAUAACCAUAUGUACGCUAAGAAUCUAGCUAUUGUCUUUGGUCCUAAUUUGCUAAGGGCACGUGAUGACAAUUAUUCA